Fimicolochytrium jonesii is the source of this 1810-nucleotide messenger RNA. Its product is annotated as CYTH-like domain-containing protein. Lineage: Eukaryota; Fungi; Chytridiomycota; Chytridiomycetes; Spizellomycetales; Powellomycetaceae. The coding region runs from base 222 to 1604 and encodes 460 amino acids. Gene Ontology annotation, molecular function: polynucleotide 5'-phosphatase activity. The transcript has 6 exons. The record is from RefSeq and is a predicted model, not a curated record.
UUGUCGCGCGGGAACAGGUCUCCAAAGGUUCCAAAGGUCCUCCCAACGAUCGCAGCAAACCCCCAUCUUGCACGUUCUGCAGGCAUACGCUCGCAGUACACAUACAGUAACACUAUCCACCCCCCAACCCCCUCCGCACUUGCGCCUCCGAUAACUCCCCACGUUCCCACACUCCCCAUCCGCCCCCGACCUUCAAGCCACGUCUCUCUCUACUCACCAGAAUGAGCGCCCCAGCUCGCAAACGAGCCCGCAUAGAAUCAGACGACGAAGGGGAGAACAGUCGGAAAGCAGACGAUUCGCUUGAUAUCUUCAAUGUCUUCGACAGCGACGAUGAUGACGGCGAUGAUGGUGGUGAUCAUGGUCGCGACGCCAGCACGUCGAAACAGGAGCAGAACGCGCGACCGCGGGGUAUAGCGGACGACGAUGAUGACGACGAGGGCUCGGGGGAGGAGCUGGAUCGCGCCGGGGAGGUGGAGGUGGAGGACGGGCGAGGGGGAGAGCGGGAGAAGGAGCCGCCGCGGAGUACGAAUGGGAGUGAGAGCGGGACGUCGUCACCACCGCAGCCACCACCACAACCAAAACCGUUCAGCGGCCGCUCGUCCAGCCCGAUACCGUUCAACCCUGGAGCGGGUGGUGUUGACACCACGAAGGUUGUGCCGUCACAAGUCAGGGAGUUCAACCCAAAGGCGUUCGACGGGUCAGGGCGGGGGGUGGUGGCGACCCACAACAACGCUGCGCCGACUUCCAGACCGGUGCAGCAGCCACAGGGACGGCCACCACAACCGCCACCAUCGGUGUUCAGACUGGAACCCUCUCUGUUCGGGAAGAGACCGGAGGACGACACGGUGUUGCAGGUGUGCGACUUCUUGUGGCGGAAUCUGAUUGCGGGAAGGCAGGAUGGGGCCAUUAUUGAGAUUGAGGGGAAACUGGGCCUGAUAAUAGAUAAAGCGACGAAUCGGAGGAUACAGCUGCCUGUACGAUCUGAGACUGUGAUCUCAAACGAAUCAGGCCAAUACGUCUUCGACUCCGACAUGACACUGUCACAACAUGGCAACUUCAACAAACUCCUCAACUUCUACGUCGAGCAGGGCCAGGGCCGUCGCGUGCAGUACGCACAUACGAAGAUCAUGGACGAGGUGUACGAGAGCCGCGGGAACAAGGUGCGGGUUUCGACUGACCAGAAAACAAAACAGAUUAUCGAAUGCGUCACCAAACGCCGCCUGGCCAACCUCGAAAUCCACCUCCCCAACUCGCACCUCGACAUCCGCAUCACCGUCUCGCUCGAGAUCCCCGCCGACCCCUCCCUGCUCCGUGACCAGAUGCGCGACCGCGACCCGCAGCUCCGCCGCGCGAAGGAUCGGUUGAGCUAUACGCAUGAGGCUAUUAGGGUCGAUUUGACGCAGGUUGUCAGGGUUGAUCCAUACGGCCGCGAAGAAUCGCGCACGCACGAAGUCGAAGUCGAGUUCCUCAACUCGGCACAUUUACUGGAAGAAAAGACGAAACGGCAUGCCGGCCAGCCGGACAAUUUCAACGCGUACGUGUCGGUGUUUAUGAAUAAUUUGAGGGGGCUUUGUCGGAAGGCUAUCUCGCAUGAGUUGCGGUGAGGAUGAUGGUCCGGUGGGUAUACAUAGAGAGAGGGACCCCCGCCGUUUCUUCGAUCAUGUGUUGAUACUCUUUCUACGUGUUGAUCGCACUGAGCUACAAGUUGCCAUCAUCGGCGAUGCCUCCGGCAGAGGUACAAUGAUGUGGAUGGCAGAUAACCACCAUGGAAAAUGGGAUGGGGUGAAAUCUAGACUACCGGUUACGGGAG